AUGCCCCUCCUCAGCAUCAUGAAGGCCCCUGUCUACGUGACGCUUCCGUCCGUAACUACCGCGGAGCACUCGCUUGCGAGCUUCAUCACCAUCUCGGUUGACGCGCCUGCCGUGAAUGCCCUUAGCAGCCACCAUGCCGCUCUGAAUCUAGGUUUCCCCGUCCAAUUGGCCAAUGGAGGUCGCAACGUGAAUAUCGCGAGCGACGCCCCCAACUUCGACUCCGACCCUGACCCCGACGUCGACGCGAAUGUGACUGCGCUCUACACUUCAGUCGUUCGCGCUACAGACUCGCACUCGUCGAACGGCGACUCGGACGUCGUCCCCGCUGUUAUCGCUGUGGCGGUCUUCGUUGUCUGCGUGUUAGCGAUCUUGAAGAUCCUGCAGAUAAUCCGCGCAAACCGCCUCGCGGCCUCCGACGCGGAUUUGGAGCUCGCGGUGCCACGCAUGUGGGAAGUUUCUCCCCACCGUGCGCAGGGACCGCUUUUCGAAGGCAGGUGGAACGAGAUCAUGCCCCUCGUCGCGCAAGGACGCACUGAAGGCAGCGCUGGGCUAUCUCGCCACAUGUCGCUUGCUACUGAGGGUCCUGGGACCCCGAUCGGUCGUCGUGCCAGCGACGAUAGCGGUUUGGAGCUCCUUCCAUUGAGCAUAGAAAGAAUGGCUACUCCGUCCGUCGACGGGGAGCUUCACCUUCCUGCUCAGGUCGCGGUUGUCAUUGCCAUGCCAAGCCCCAACGAUCCUAUCUCGAUCCGCCAGUGCCAAUCUCCUAUUCCGACUGCGCUCUUUAUCGGAGUAGCAGACGUCUAG
Dichomitus squalens LYAD-421 SS1 is the source of this 804-nucleotide messenger RNA. RefSeq lists its product as uncharacterized. The record is from RefSeq and is a predicted model, not a curated record. Lineage: Eukaryota; Fungi; Basidiomycota; Agaricomycetes; Polyporales; Polyporaceae. The transcript is spliced from 4 exons. The coding region runs from base 1 to 804 and encodes 267 amino acids.